UUCUUCUUCACAAGAAGAUGAAGAUGAAGGAGAACAAGACGCAGAUAACAUUGAAGAGGAUCGUCUCAAGUCAGUAACAUUAUCAGCAUCAAAUAAGGACCUGGAUGUGGUGCCAUCGCAAAUCGAGAAUUCUUUCGUGAAUCGACGCACUUUCUCAUGUCCUCGCGCUCAUCCCACUCUUCACACUGGUGAUUCUACAGCCGAUCUCUCCCCAGAGGAUAUUGAUAUUAUUGGCGCACUCGGCGAUUCGCUAGCUACUGGGAAAGGUUUAUGGCCCGGAACGGACAUAGAAUUUCGAGGUGCUUCAUUUCCGAUUGGUGGAGAUGCGACUAUUGACGGUCUGGUGACUGUACCAAACAUACUUUUGGAGUUCAACGAACGAGUUUUCGGUGUAUCUCAUGGGAUGGGCCAACGUUCCGAACUGCCUGACGAUCAAUUUAACUGCGCUGAAAGUGGAGCAAAAACUGGAAAUAUCCCUGAACAGGUUGGCAGUCUAAUGAUCAAUGGCUGA
Anisakis simplex (herring worm) is the source of this 511-nucleotide messenger RNA. The record is from the annotation of a GenBank genome assembly. NCBI's taxonomy places the organism in Eukaryota, Metazoa, Nematoda, Chromadorea, Rhabditida, Anisakidae.